Messenger RNA from Suillus subaureus, 2026 nucleotides. RefSeq lists its product as uncharacterized. The transcript has 5 exons. Gene Ontology annotation, biological process: regulation of DNA-templated transcription. Lineage: Eukaryota; Fungi; Basidiomycota; Agaricomycetes; Boletales; Suillaceae. The coding region runs from base 484 to 1905 and encodes 473 amino acids. The record is from RefSeq and is a predicted model, not a curated record. Gene Ontology annotation, molecular function: DNA-binding transcription factor activity.
CCUCAUCAACGCUUCUUGCAAAGGUUUACCAUCGAAAUGUAAUUAUGGCGCAUGUUUUUUAGCAUGAUUCCGUUCUCGAAUGCUCCAAUUAAUGGGUUGCCAAAGUACUUGGAGUACUUAUUUGUGCGGCACCACCCCCUUUUCGGGCAGCUAUGUCCCUGCAAAUUUCAGAACCUUGUGUGCAAUUAGCUUGAUCAACGGCGAUUAUCGUCCUCUCCGCCUGUUAGACCGAAGCUAUUUUUUGUUAAGGGUACAACUAUUCCGCCAUCCGGGAAACUUGCUGCCAUGUUUGCCGUUACUACACCCCACACCCCCAGUGGGACGCCUUUAAGUUAUAUUAGCCAGCCUCCAAGUGGUACUAUGCUUCACCUGCUCUGAUCCGUAAUCAGAUUACUCUCGUGUUGCAUUCCCCUGCACCUAUUAUUCGACCGCCCACACUCCGUCACACUCCACGCUCACCAAGUGCGUUUUGAACGCUCCACAAUGUCAUCAACUGGCGGCAAGACAAGCCUCCGUCACGGUAGUCCCGAUUCUCCAUGGCCAGUGUCACCGAGUCAAAGUACAGAAGACAUUUUUCGGACGAUCAUGAAGAUCAGAAAAGGCUGGAAAACUUUGAAGGGUAAUACCGAACCUGUAUGGCCACCUCAUCUCGAGGCCAUCAUGCUGAAAGGCCUUCAAGAAUAUGGACCCGUUCACUCCCGGGAAGCACAUAUAUUAAGCCGAUUCCCUCAGCGCAAUCAGUUCAUCUCGGAUUACAUUUACCGCAAGACUGGAAAGCAUAGAUCAUCAAAACAAAUAGGCAGUCGCCUACAACAGUUCAAGGACACAUUAGAGGGUCGGGAAUUGAUCGAUUCUUUGCAAUGUCGGAGUGAAGUCGACUCGUCACGGAGGUUUUUUCUUCAUAGCCAUGGUUUCGAGGGUGAAUCCAAUCAUUUCCCUUCUCCUCCAUCUUUAUAUUCCAACUCUUCGACGUCGAGCAACGACAGCUCAUCCACCUGCUCAUCCACCGGCUCGCCCAUAUCUACUGGACAAUACCGUGACAUGUCAUCGUCUAAACGAAACCACCUUCCUGACACGCGUACCCCAGUAUACAUUGACAUUUUGCCAGAGUCUAGCUCAUUCUCGAGCUCAUCCUCGUCACGCUCGCGUGCACCAUUUUCUUCUCCAUAUCUUCAAGGUGUCACUGCACACACCUCCUCGGACACACCACGUCCCAUAAGAGACAUUGAUUCUACCGUAACCUUUGUUUCGCCCUCUGCCGUCAUUGGCAAGUCAUCCUAUAUAGUGUUAUUGGAUGGUGCACCCAUACACAACGAGGACACGAAACUUGAAUGUGUCGGACCAUAUUUUACCGGUUCUUCUGGUGAUGGACCAUUGCUGUAUAGCACAGCUCUAGUUCCCAAGUACUGGGAGACCCUGUGCAAAUCUCCAGAUCCUACCGUAUACACCAUCAUUCAGGAUGUGUACCGUACUCUGGACCCAGGAAUUCCUGCAAGGUCCUCAGGUCGCCCGCGCCCAGUUCCUAUCUUCUCUGCUACAUACCACUUCCGAUAUUCUGUCGCACCGAUAUCUUCCAUGUCACCACACUUCACAUAUCAAGCCAAUACACGGCUUCCCGCAAACACUACUCACGCUUCUCCUGAUUUACUUAACCCCAUACGUCCACUCUCUUUCCAAAAUUACCCAAUGUCCCCAAACUUCUCAGAACAAGGAAGACUUCAGUCACACGAAUACAACACGCAAAGCAGGCUGGACGAAUCUUUCAUAUUGGAUGGCAGCCUCGAUAACUUUUGCCUAGAUGACUUCAUGACCAAUUUUCAUGACUCGCAUGAGACGACAUACAGUGAGAUGAUGGCACAGUCCUCGUCAAGCUUCCCGAAGGACAUCCACAAUUAUAUUAUGUAGAAUAGUAGCGCAUAAUAAUGUUGGCAUGUACUGUACGCCUGUAAUUAUAUCGGAGUCCUCCAGUGGGUUCUCGACAUUCACCCUUUGCUAGCUUCCGUGGACAUUGCGCGCUUGUUACCAU